This is a messenger RNA of Oncorhynchus mykiss (rainbow trout), 2739 nucleotides long. RefSeq names its product protein GUCD1. The record is from RefSeq and is a predicted model, not a curated record. Lineage: Eukaryota; Metazoa; Chordata; Actinopteri; Salmoniformes; Salmonidae.
UUUGGGUGUGCGGGCGCUACCAGCCACCGGAAGUGAGUUUGACUCGCAAUCCUCGUUCGUAUCAAUUAUUUGAAGAAACCCAGCUAGCUAUCUGAACAGAACUAGUUUAGCGAUCAGUACAAGAAAACACUAAACAAUUCACAUGAAUCCACUUUAUAUGAUCUAACAGUUAGUGGGCGAAUUGACUAUUAAGUCGACCAACUAGAUGUAAAUAAUGAUAUGUUCUAGGGUACACUGAUUUGGUUGCUAGCGCCAGGCAGUGCUAGCCAACACCCUCAUGAGGCAAUCCAACUCCGGAGGAUUAACUAGCUACCGACCGUAAGCAAGUCUAACUAGUUUGUGAUUUGCAUCUAGCAGCAAAGAACAAACCAACAGAAUGUCAGAUGAUGCUGUCCUGCUGAAUGUACCCGUCAUUCGGCAGCUGUACCACUGGGACUGUGGAUUAGCCUGCUCCAGAAUGGUUUUGAAGUACCUCCACCCUGUGAGUGAUGAGGAGUUUCAGGGUGCUUGCUGGGAGUUGAAGCUGACGCAGAGUGUUUGGACGAUUGACUUGGCCUACCUCAUGUGCCAGCUGAGGGUCCGGCACCGCUUCUGCACUCAGACACUGGGUGUUGACAAGGGCUUCAGGAAUCAGUCAUUCUACAAAAAGCAUUUUGACACUGAGGAAGACAGAGUCAACGAACUCUUCCUAAAGGCUGAAAGCAAGGGUGUGGUGGUGAAUAAAUGCUCUGUGACAAUUCAGGAAAUCCAGGAACAUAUUUACCAGGGCCAUGUGGCCAUAGUGCUGGUCAACGCUGUGGUUCUGGUGUGUGAACUCUGCUCUUCGCCUGUCAAGUACUGCUGUUUCCUGCCUGUGGGCCAGAAGUGCUUCUGCAGGAAGCCAGAAUACCAGGGUCACUUUGUGGUGGUGUGCGGCUUCAACCGGAGCACUGGCUGCAUCUUCUACAACAACCCUGCCUACUCAGACCGUGUGUGUUGCACCAGCAUUAGUAACUUUGAAGAGGCUCGAAUGAGCUACGGGACAGAUGAGGAUAUUCUGUUCAUCUUCAAGGAGAGCUGAUGGCUUCGGGACAAUGAAGAUGCAGAUGGUCUCCACAUCGCUAUGGUGCCCCAUCCUCACUAUGAUGACACAUCAGUGGGUCUACAGGUCCCUGAACUGGGACUGCUGGUUCCAGCUCUUGCCCAGUGUUGUAGAUGGUCCCGGGCUGUCCUCUCCAGUGCUAACUGACUGCUCACAGAACACACAUCACUCCAACGUCACCACACCAGCCUCACUUCACAUAGCCCAUGCUAGUCGUCAGUGUGUAAAGGAAUAAUCACUGAAGACAUAAAUAAAGUGUGGUUUUUAAGUUGGUUGGGGGACAAGCAGAUAGAUGAAAUAGAAUAAAGGAAUUUUUCCUGUGUCCCAUUUUGUUUAGUUUUACUUCAGUUAGUUGAUUCUACCAAUUGACGUGUGAAGAGUGAGCAGUGCAAGACUUGAAAUCCUAUUUCUAAUGCUGGGUGGAAAAAAUAACAUGACACUCAAGUUGAUUCUAGACUUGUAGAGGAGGACAAAACAAUGCACAUACAAGGGCUUAUGGCAACAUGAUGCUCUCUUUGGUUUUACCUGGUGUCAUGCAAGUCUGAUGGGCCAUGUAUUGCUGCUUUCCUCCCCUUAGACUAGCCUGGUCUUAUUUUAUUAAUAGUUAUUUUGAUACUGUUUGUUGAACUUCAUGUAUUAUUUAGUAUUUUCUAAUAACAUGGAAUAGAGGGAGAAAUUGUUUUUGAAAGACUCAGGUAAUUCAUGUCCAUAGAGUCUGAUGUGUUGUAUUACAAUAGCAAACCCAUGUUACAAAUGUAUUUUCUUUAAUGCAAUACACCUUGACCCAUUUCCUGUUUAUGGAACCAAAUCUGCCUGGCAGGCCUAGGUGUCAGUCAUCAGGACAUCAUGUUCAACCUCAGCCUGCUGCUUUGUACAGACUUUGCUUUUGUUGUGUGAACCGAUGAUUACAGUCCAUGUCAGUGUCAUUCACAUCAAGGAGAUUAUUACAGAGAAUCAGCUAUAGUUUCAACUGAAGGCAGUGGAGGCUGGUGGGAGGAGCUAUAGGAGGAUGGGCCCAUUGUAAUGGCUGGCAUGGAAUUAAUGGAACUGUAUCAAACAUGGAAACCACAUGUUCGAAUCCGUCCCGUUAAUUCCAUUCCAGCCAUUACAAUCAGCCUGAUCCUCCUAUAGCUCAUCCCACCAGCCUCCACUGUCUGACGUUUUUUCAGUGUUGCACUACAUGCCUCGAUCUCCAUGCUCUUUGAGUUUGGAAAAGGGAGAAUGGAGACACAGUGGAAAGUGUGAAGUACUCGGUACGAGGUAGAUGGAUGCCUUGCAGGUUUUGCUUCAGUAUAUGACUCAACACUACCUUCCGAGUUAGGAAUUAUUAGAUCAUAAGAUAUUUUCUGUUGAAAAUAGCAAUCAAGUGGAGGCAACACACAGAAUGACUUCAUUAUUCUCUUUCAACAUUUAUUUUUAUAUUUUGGUAUCAUGGAUGAUGUUAUUGCACUUUGGUUUUUGUACCAGCCAUAAUUAUGUAUUAUUUAAUUUUCAUUUUACCAUGAUAACAUAUUUUCCCAAUCUAGAUGGGAUGACAAUGAUUUAUUCCUGCUUGUGUAUUUUUGUUAUGAACAAAUGGAAUGUGUUAAAAUUGCUUUAUUUUUAUGAAAUAUACAAUUCCAUUUAUGUACUGUACUCAUUAAAAUAAUUUGAACACA